This is a messenger RNA of Naegleria lovaniensis, 2826 nucleotides long. RefSeq lists its product as uncharacterized. Bases 1 to 2826 code for a protein of 941 amino acids. The record is from RefSeq and is a predicted model, not a curated record. The transcript has 2 exons. Lineage: Eukaryota; Heterolobosea; Eutetramitea; Acrasida; Naegleriidae.
AUGAAAAGAACAACCAUCAAUCGCAUCUUGCAAGGAUUAAAUUCCCACAGAAACACAUUGAGCAUCACCAGUAACCAUAUUUAUGUUCGGCAUUCUACUUCGUCCUUGAAACCGUUGAUGAAACAUGCUGCUGUUGUUCCGAACAAUAACAACAAAUUGUUGAAUCAUCCAGCAACGACAUCAUUUGGCCAAAUACGUUCCUACACCACUACAAAUUGGUUGAAGGAAAAAGAAGCAUCCAGCAACGAGAGUGGGGAAAGUACUUCAGCACCUUUGUCCUCCGAACCAAUCACUCUCAAUUUGAUGGAUUACAAGAAAUGGAACGCGCAACAAGUAGCAUCACUCAUGACUUUUGAUGAUUAUUUGGGUGGUGCUGGUUUGUCGGUUGAUGAUGUGAUGUCUUUGUAUGAAGCUGGUUUUGAUGGCUCAGCUCUCCACAACAUUGUUGAAGAUAUCAUGAAUGUGGAUGAAUAUUUUGCUAUUGAUCGACUGGAUAGUAUUUACAACAAGAAUAGCACUCCACAACUUUCCAAUACUUGUCAAACUGUUGUUUCUUGGGUUAAUGAAAGAAUUGUCUCCGGUCAACAAAAAUCACAGAACCUGCUGAAGGAAAUAGAACAAGCACGCUAUGAGAGGGCAAUAUAUUUUGAUUUCGAAAGGUUUUAUUCUAACUCACAGUACGAGUUGGCAACCAUGUACCCAUAUAAUGUGUUGAAACAUGAACAAUUUAAUGUGUUUGAACAAAUAUUGCUCGAAAAGACUACUAUUCCUCCGGCGAAAAUUAUGCUUGGCUAUCCCAACUUUGAUACGCAAUAUCAGUCUACAAAAUUGCCGUUAGUAGAUGGUUCAUUUGUCAAACAUGAACUACCAUAUUUUACACAAUUCCAGUACACUAUGGCACAAGAGGAUGAGGUAUUGAAAUUACUAGCUCCUAAAACCAAACGCAGCACAUUAAUGUUUAUGGGUCCAUCUGGUACUGGAAAGACAUCAGCUUGUGUGCGUUUGUUAUGCCACAAUCCUGGAAUGAUUCUAACAUGUACAUCACCAUCAGAGGCAACUAGUGGAUUGAAAACUGAUUCGUUGAUGCUUCAAGCAUUUUACUACUUAUCGAGCCGAAAUAUUUUUGAACUUUUUGGCUCAGUAGAACAAGUAGUACUAAUGGUAUUCAUAUGUAGAUUGAUUUAUAUUUCAAAACUAAUUCAUCAAGCAAAACAACACCCAACUGUAUUUGAAGACUUUGUUCAGAGAGAUAAGGAUGGAAAUAUUGCUACAGGCGGAAUACUUCCAUACCUGGCAUAUAUGCAAUCAAAUGGCAAAACCGAUACCAGUUUGGAAGCUUUACUCUACUCAUUGAAAUAUGUAUAUUCUUCUCCCUGUGUUUUAAAGGCAUUUAUUGCAAAAUUAGUGAACAAGAUAAUUCGUUCACUUAAUGACAAUUCUGCUCUAUUUGGAAUAGUCAAGAAAAUUGAAAAUUUUAUUGUUGUUAUUGAUAACGCAAAUGUUUAUUCAAGCGAAAAUACUGGAUCGAAUAACCUUUCAGAGUUAAUAAGUUUGAGUGGUGAGAAGACAGGACUUUUAACCAAGUUUGGACAAUGUAUUGAUACCAUACCAGAAUUUCAUCUAUCCAUAUAUUCUGGAACUAAUUUUUCUAUUGAUGAGGGAAAGAUCAUGCAAUCAUCUCUCGGUAAGACUGAAGCAAAGAUUGAUAUAGAAAAAAUAUAUGAUUUUGGUUUGAUUGUACGAGAUGAUAUCAUUUCAUUUUUAGAAAAACAUAUCAAAAUACCAAACAACGAGAAGAAAGAGAUUUUAUUCUAUUUACAUGAACAAGGUUACAAGUAUGUCAGAAGAGGAUUAAUCACAUUAGCAUUAGAAAAGCUUGCUAUAACCAACAACAUGAUAGAUGCUCUUAAAUUGUCCGUAGACGAGUUUGUGUUGCAAGCAAAAAAGAAUAUGGAGCCUUAUCUUGAUACCUAUAACUCAAGUUUGAAUCCUCGAUUGGUUGUAGAAGAAACAACUCGACAAGGAAUUCAAGACGCCAUUGUUAAAUACGUUACUCAUUAUCAGUUUCCAUUCUUAGGUUCUAAGUUUAAGGUACACAAGGAUGACGUUGCUGAUGCUUUACUGUAUUCUGGAUUUUCUGGACCAGAAAGCUCUUAUUGGGAUCCAACUACAAAUUAUUUUAUAUUUUCUGCAAAGGAUUUUAUUGGGUAUGAAAUUGGACUAGAAAUUCUAAAGAAGAUAUUUGGGACCGAAGAUAGAUCAAAAUUGACGAAAAAGAUUGUUCAAGAAAGGAUCAACAUGUUACUCCACGAAUAUCCAAACUGCAACAUGGAUUUGGAAUCAAUUGUUAUGCUUCGCCUGACAGAGUUGGACGGUACAAAGUUCUCUGAAACUAGUUGUUGGAAAUCUCUAAUCACCAACCAUCCAAACUUAAAAGAUCAUAUAUUCAAGUGCAAACAUUGUUUAGAUUCAAACGGAUAUGUAGAGUAUUGUAUUUCAAAACGUGUUAUAGAUCCAGAGAAGAAGCAGGAUGAAAAUGGAGAAGAGUUGUUCUGGACACACGUUGCCGAGAAGAAGUGGGAUUUAUUAGAUGGAGUUUUUAUUUCUCCAUCAAAAGAACACCAUAAGGAUGUGUUUGGUAUUAACAUAGUUACCACUUCUACAGGUGUGAUCAUUCCAAUGGGUUUCCAGUUCAAAGUACAAUCUGGAACUAAAUUUGAAUUGAAACCCACCAUCGAUGAACUCUUUUAUCUCGAUAAUUAUGGAAUACUGAAAUCUAAUACCCUCUACAAUUUAAAUGACUAUCAUAUAGAAGAAACCGCAUGA